This is a messenger RNA of Closterium sp. Yama58-4, 2805 nucleotides long. NCBI's taxonomy places the organism in Eukaryota, Viridiplantae, Streptophyta, Zygnematophyceae, Desmidiales, Closteriaceae. The record is from the annotation of a GenBank genome assembly.
AUGAGCUCUUAUGUGGAGGCUCCUUAUUUCUCUUCCCCAAGCCCGCCGUCGCUAAGCAGUGCCGUGCUACGAGCCAUAGCCAAGAGUGAAAGCGUCGACCCCACGCCGUCAGCACUGCCACCAGAAAGUAACGAGGCACCUGACGUGCCGUUAACUCCGAAGCGCACGUCCGUCUACAUUCGCCGACUUUUAGGUCUCGGAAGCACAUCCUCGAGCCGCACUAACUCUUCCCCGUCGAAAUGGGAGGACAUUAGCGACUCGGACACCGUCUCUUCCAAACCCUCCGCCUCAACCGCCGCGAUCUACGGCCGCGAUCAUGCCACGUCGGCUUCUGCGGAACUUGCCAAGGGCUCAGCCGCCGCCGCCGCCGCCGCCGCCGCUGCCGCUGCCGCUGCCGCUGCCGCAGCAGCAGGGGGACCUGCCGGGCUUAAGGGGAGGUCACGGCGGGAGCGCAGCGUCUCCCCCGUUCCGCAAGGAAGCCGCCUAUUCGCGCCUACCCAGGCGUCUAUGGCAAAGGCGCGCGCCGCCGAUAGAGUCAGUGCCGCCUCCGCCGCCGCAGCAGCGAUGGGCGCUGGAAAGAAGGCGUACGAUGGCGGGGCCGCAGCCUCCGCUGCUUCUGCUGCCGCCGCUGCCGCCGCCGCCGCCGUCGGCGCCGCCGCGACGGGCGGGAACUCCAGCCGCGUCGUGCCGAGCAGCUUGCUAGGACUGGACGGCAAGUCGACUGACGAACUUCCGGCUGUAAUGCCAGCGGAAUUAACGUCCGCGCGGUCGCAAGCGCUGUCGGGCGGGAAGAGUCGCGGCAGCCGCGGGGACAUUGCGGGGAACUCCGCGGCAGGCGGAGCAGGCGCAUCAGCAGGCAGCGUUUCUGCCAUCCCCGCGCGUUCGCUCUCAACGGGUUCGGUUUCAACCGCUAUCAAUGCGGGGAGCGCGGGGAAAGGGGGAAAGGACGGCUCUUCCGCCAGUCGUCGCGGCAGGUCGACAGGACCAGCUGACCGGGAAGACAGCAAAGCAAGCGCAGGCGCAGGCGCAAACUCCCGCGCUGGCGGAGUAAGCGGGCUCCGCUCGCCCGUCCCGAGCGGAAAGGAGCGCUUCCAUCCGCACCGCUCCCCCACGCACCCCCCGUCCUCUGCGGCGUCCGCGCUUCCCCCCCAGUCUCGCUUUGCGCACGCGGAAGAAAGCCGCGUCCCUGGCGGGUCGGGGAAGCUCUACGAGUUCUCCCCGCCGCUGGGAUCUUCCGCCAGUCUGCGCGCGGAAGCGGAUGUCCGCGGAGGAGCUGGCGCAAUCGGCGGAAGCGGAAGCGGCGGAGGGAAGCGCCCAGGGAGCGGAAUCGGAAGUUACGCUGCGUUGCUAACCACGUCGAGCUCGUUAGAACUGCCCGCUGGUGGCGCGAAACCCGCCGGCAAUCGCGGCAGGCCCGCGGAUAGAAUCGAUGGCGCUGACGUGUCGUCGCCCGACAUGACUGCCGCGAUUGGCUCGCCCGCACGGAGCGCUGCGGCCGUGGCCGUCAAGGGGCGGCUGUCCGCAAAAGGCGGCGGUGGGAGUGGAGGGAACCGCAACGGCGCAGCGGCGGACGACAAACCUGCGGAGAUGUUUUCCCCCGCGCUGUCGUCCUCCCCCUCACGCAUCCCGCUUCCGCGCAAGGUGCUAUCCUCUGCUUCCUCCGCCGCUGGUGCUGGUGGGAGUGGCGCGGGGUAUGGUUGUGGCGGUGCGAGCGGCAAUGCGGCGAGCCGGCAAAUUCUAGAGGUGGAGGAGGAGGAGGAGGAUGAAGGACCGCUGCAAUUCGGUUGGCCUCUGAAAUCGCUGGAUUGGAAGCAGCAGCAGGAAGAUAUGGCUAAGGAGGAAGAAGAGAAAGAGGAGGAGGAGGAAGAGGAGGAGGAGGAGGAGGAUGAUGAGGAGGGGAGUGAGGGGGAGCAAGCGGGUGGGGAAGGUGCUGCGAGUGUGCUGAGCAGGGGUGAGGGCGAGAGGAGUAUGAGUGGGCGCCAGGAGAGCACGUGGCUUAGUGGGGAGUUGGCAAUCGGAGUUGCCUGCCCGCUGCUCUCGCGCACUGUCAGCGGAGCAAGGGAGGAGGUAACAGCAGAAGAAGAGGAAGAGGAGGAGGAAGAAGAAGCGGAGGGAGAAGAAGAGGCGGAGGAAGAGGAUGAGGAGGAAGAAGAGGAGGAGCAGGAAGUGGAGGAGAGCGGAUUGGUGACGCCCGCGCAGGUAGCUGUGAGCAAGCUCUCGGAGCAAGCAGCAGCAGGAGGAGGAGGAGUGGCUGUGAAGGGGAAGGGGGUGGCAGUGCCGGGAGCAGCAGCAGUGCAAGGAGCAGUGCAAGGAGCAGCAGCAGCGCUGCUGGAUGCCGUGGUGCCGGGUGGCAAGUCUUGGCUCAUGCUGGGGAAGCUCACAGACCAGGCAAGGCGGCAGGAGGAGCGGCGGCAGCGCCGGCUUCUAUUCGAUGCGGUGAACGAGGCGUUGGGACGGAGGCUCGGGCCGUUCCUGGAGGCGUCGCCGUGGCUGGCGGCGGUGCAGCAGGUGCCGCUGGUUCGGCCCAGGCCUGAGGGGCAGGCUCUGCUGCUGGAGGUUUGGGAGGAGGUGCACGACUGGCCGGUUCCGGCUUCGGAUGAGGUUUAUGAUAUCCUAGAUGAUGCUGCGAGGAGGGACAUGGCCCGAGGGCUUGAUAAAUGGACGGACACGAGUGCCGAGGCUUUAAUGGCAGUGACUGCGGUGGCUCGGCCGACGGUCGCUAUAAAGAAAGGGGCAGUGGAUGCAGUUGGCAAUCGUGGUGUUCUUGCUUCUCUUCUCUGCCCACUGUGGGCGUUGCUGCAAUGA